GACGCCUCGAAGGGCGAGUGUGAAUUGAGUUGCUUGCAUCAAUCCCAAAUCUUGCGAUCGCGAUUUCCGAUACUCAAGCGCCAAUGACACAACAGCCACUAUUUAACCCCGUAUACAUCUCUCAAGAUGUCCAGAGACAAUUGAAAGAGGGCUUUGUCGUUCGACCCCUUGAAGCGGGUGACUACGAGAAAGGGUUCUUGGAUGUUCUGUCACAACUCACUACCGUUGGAAACAUGUCAAAGGGCGACUUUAUGGAGCGAUACGCAUAUCUUAAAGCACAUAAUCACGAGUACUUUACCAUUGUCAUCGAAGAUGCCAAGAAGCAGAUCAUUGUGGGGGCUGGAACGAUUCUUGUGGAACGGAAAUUUGUGCACCACAAUGGGCUUGUCGGACACAUCGAAGAUAUCGUGACGCACAAAGAGUACCGUGGGUUGAAUCUUGGAAAGCUCGUUAUUGAAACACUAAAGCACAUUGGGAAAAUGACCGGCUGUUACAAAAUCAUCCUGGAUUGUAGCGACAAGAACAUCCCGUUUUACCAAAAGUGCGGAUUUGCUCAUAAGGAAUUCGAAAUGGUGCUUUACAUUGAUGAGAACGAUGCCGCCAAAGCUCCAAAGAGCAAAUUAUAGAUUGAAUAAAAACGACUUUUUGCAUGAAUAGGCAGCAGUUUUAGAGUCGAAGUACAUCACUCAACUGACCAGGACAUUGGUAUCAUUUGGAACUGACAGUACUGUGUGAAACUGGUGGAAGUCCUAUUUACGUGAUACUCAGCAUGUUCAUAUUUGAGAACGUGUCGAUGCAACCUCUAUGGAACUCUCUUCAACCCUUCUACAUGACUAGAUAACCCUCAAAGUCUUUUCCUACGUUUCCUUCGAUACUUAACGUUUCUGCACACUUCCUGUACACCCAACCUCAACCGC
This is a messenger RNA of Spizellomyces punctatus DAOM BR117, 917 nucleotides long. RefSeq lists its product as uncharacterized. Lineage: Eukaryota; Fungi; Chytridiomycota; Chytridiomycetes; Spizellomycetales; Spizellomycetaceae. The transcript has 10 exons. Gene Ontology annotation, molecular function: monosaccharide binding; glucosamine 6-phosphate N-acetyltransferase activity. Gene Ontology annotation, biological process: UDP-N-acetylglucosamine biosynthetic process. The record is from RefSeq and is a predicted model, not a curated record. The coding region runs from base 84 to 626 and encodes 180 amino acids. Gene Ontology annotation, cellular component: endoplasmic reticulum-Golgi intermediate compartment; endoplasmic reticulum; Golgi apparatus.